Neurospora tetraspora is the source of this 1245-nucleotide messenger RNA. RefSeq names its product acyl-CoA N-acyltransferase. Gene Ontology annotation, molecular function: acyltransferase activity, transferring groups other than amino-acyl groups. Bases 277 to 960 code for a protein of 227 amino acids. The transcript has a single exon. The record is from RefSeq and is a predicted model, not a curated record. Lineage: Eukaryota; Fungi; Ascomycota; Sordariomycetes; Sordariales; Sordariaceae.
GCAGGUGUGUUAGCCCAAAGAGGAAAGUCGUCGACCAUUGGAAAUUUGGAAUGGUUUCAUGCGGCGGAAGUAUUUCAGGGUCCUCAUUCCCUCUUGCCUUCUUCACGAUAUCAGUUCCUGCCCUUUCACACUUUCACUAGUAAGCAAAGAAACUCUAAGGACUUUCAUCUUCCAAGGACAUUCAUCUCAAAAACAUCACCACCUUAAAUCACACUUCGGACGAAAAGCACACCUAAAACCCACCUCAUCCGAACCACACCAGCACCACCAACCACCAUGUCGGACCCCACCUUCAAAAUCGAGACCCCCCGUCUCCUCAUCUCGUACCUCCAACCCGACCUCGACUCGCACUGCGACUUCCUCGUCGCCCUCUACAACACCCCCGAAUUCAUCGCCAACAACGGCAAGACACCCGUCACCACCCGCGACGUCGCGCGCCGUCAACUCGAGGGCCGCUUCCGUGCCGAACACGCCCGCAAUGGCUACGGCACUUACCUCUUCUCUCUCCGCAACCCUGCGAACCCAGACGAUCUGGCCUCCGCCACGCCAAUCGGUACGGUGUCGCUGAUGCGCGGGGAUGAGCCUGGAUCUUAUACCGCGCCGGAUUUGGGAUUUGCGAUUUUGUCCGAGUACAUGAGGAAGGGGUACACGAAAGAGGCGGCGCAGGGACUGAUGGAUUAUGUCGAGAGGGUGCAGGGGGUGAAGGAUAUCUUGGGACUUCACGACCCGGCGAAUAAGGCCAGUGGUGCCGUUUUCCGGAGCUUGGGGUUUGUGGACGUGGGAUUGAGGCAAUUGUUGGUGUUUGGACCGGAUGUAGUUGGGCAGGUGUGGAUUAAGAAGGGGAUGAGUGAGGAUGUUAGUGUUUAUGGGUUGCCAAAGGAGGCGCCGGCCGCUGUGGCAGUGCCGGAGAAGAAUGCGGAGGAGGUGGUGAAGGAGUCUGUGGGUGCUGUUGCGGCUUAAGAUUGGCUUGAUGGUCUAGAAGAAGAUGGUGAUGACUUCCAUGUCUUUUUCGUGAUUGAAGUUGCAACAAAUUCCCUGUGCUCAAUCUAUCAGUUUUUGGGAACAAACUUGAGUCCUUUCUCCUGCGUAUCCUUUUGCUCCCUUGACCUUUCGUGUCUAUCCGCAUCUUCUCCCGUCUUGCACUUCUUGUCCUUUCCCCCUUUCGAGCUCGUGUUUCUUUGGAAGUGAACGCGGUGCUUAAGUUCCUAGCCUAUGAGCACGAGAGGCCUAUAACAUCACCCCUGG